ACUUGGCAUAACGAUAAUGACUUGAGGAAGGUCUUGCAUCCUACUAAUGUUUCUGUUGUCACUCCAACUAUUAUAACAAAUAGUUUCACAAAUUUUCGAAAUGACUUCCUUGUGUUGGACGUGUGCCUUUUUCGCAACGGACCACAGGUUUUUUAAAUUGGCUAAUUGUCAAGACGGCCUUCUAUGCUCCGCGGUAAUUGUAUAAUUAACAUGUACGCGUGCCGAAGUAGCUACAACAAAAAUAGUUCGCUUUUCUUUUAAAUGUUUCUAACGACAAAUUUCGACUAAAAUUCAAUCGAAAAUCAAUCAAAGAAUUCAAAUAGCCUGGCGUGUUUUCUGCGGUCGCAUUGAUAAGAAACCCACAGGUUGAAUGUACUGGAUCACACUUAAUAAUUAGGUGAACGGGUUUGUCAGCCGACUGUCAAUUUAUUCUGAGAAUUUUUCAAUUGAACUUUUCAUUAUCUCUGGGCGCAUCAGAUCAACGAACUAAGUUCGUCGAUCAAAAAUUAUCAAAGUACAAACGACUAGAUUAAGACUCGUUAUCUUUCUCUCACUCGUUAACGUUUCGCACAGAACCACUCAUUAUAGAAGGACGUGUAUUAUUUAGUAUUCUUAUUUUUAUUAACGUCCGACUCGAGUUUUCUUGUUGGUUUCUUAGCAAGAGCAAAAAAAUGUAUCAGCUCGUUUCCGAACGCUGGUUUUUGUGAAAAAUUUGAAAUAUUUAUACAAGCCCUUGCAGCAUUUGCGUCUUUCGCUCACCGAACGAAAAUAUCGAUUACAUCAGCGCAAUACUGCACCCGCAAAACAGGCAUUCCGAUCUAAUGGAUUACGGAUUUAUUCGUGCUGAACUUUAGACUUCCUUUAAAGAAAUUGACAUUUUUUAAAUUUAUGAUCUUGAAUAUUUUACAAAGUGAACAAAGGAACAUUUCUAUUCAAGCCUUUAAGGAUUGCUCAAGCUGGAAACAAGCCACGAUUCCUUGCGUAAUUCCUUCUUAACGAUUUACCGACUACUCAAAAAAUUUCGAUUAAUGACUUUGGCCGCAGGAUUAUAAAUGUUCCUUGUGACCGGUGCAUAGUCGUAACUUAACGAAUUUAAAGCCUGUGAAAUGUGAAUGAGCAGCUGCGACGGGUUGGUCAACUAAAAGUGUUUGUCGGUGACGUCAUUCUGAGUUUUCAGAAAUGAGCUAAGAAAUCCAAAGUACGUCGAGUAAACGGCAGUUUAUUAGCUGAGAAUUCCCCACAGCAAAUUUCUGCGGAAACCCCGAAACCCGAUACUAAGGAACGAAGUCUAAGCAGCCACAUUUUGUAGUACUGCUCUUUCCUGUCAAAUGUGAUUCCGUCUGGUAUCCGUCAGUCGCUUUUUCCAAGAGGCAGUGAACAAUUACAGUAAGUGCCAAUUAGAUUUUGACUUGUUAUAACGUUCGAGUUGUGAUUUUUUAAUUGGCAAAACUGAAAAUGGCCUCCAUCAGUAUUGAAUUCUUCCGUGCUGUGUCUGUUGGAUCGCUAGACGACCUGAACGAAAUUAUCGGCAAAAUCGGGGGGGAAAUGAUUUUCAAUCUGGCCCAAUCGUACAAUGAAACGGGAGAAACGCCUCUGCUCGUGGCCAUCAGCAAUAGGCAUCUACAUGUAGUCCAAUUUUUGGUUGGCGUAUUGGAAAUAGACAUCAGUCAAGAAGGUCGAUUUUCCUGGAAAGAUUUGGAUUAUUUGAAAAUCCCGCCAUUAUUUGCAGCCAUCAUUUCAGAUCAAAUGUCCAUCAUCAAUUACCUGAUCGAAACAAAAAAAGUUGCAGUGAAUUUGGAUUUGUUCUUGAGUGAUUCGCCUAAUCGCCAUAUAUUUGAAUUGCUUCGCCAAAUUAAUAUUCUAGAAUUGAUCGGUGCCGCAUACAUCUUGCAUGGGGACCGGGAGAGUCUUCUGUGCGGAUUGUCUUACUUGAAGAAAUCCGAAUAUUUUGUGCCUUUCCCAGUUGAUGAGACAAUGGAAGAAGCGGAACAAAUUCCUACAAAAGAUGAACUAAUAAUUCAGCGAGCUCUUAUUGUUUGUGAGCUAGUCCUAAGGCAGCUGCGUCUAUUUCCCAACAUUUACAUCCUUUCCAACUUCAUCAAGCAUUCAUGGAUGUCAUGGAUAUCUGUCUUGCAGCAAUUGAACAUUUGGUGGGAAAAUUCAGCUUCGUUCGUCUCAGCCGAGGCGUGGAACUUCAACAAAACGGCCCUCGACCACUGUUUGAGUUCAAUCCGACAUGAGCAAAACGAUUUCCCCGCUAGCACUUCUUGUAUAUUCAAAAAAUUAACGUUUGUUUUCAGCUUCGCCUCUGAGCAUUUGAUCAGGAUCCAUUCAAUGUACUGGCCAACUAACCAAAAGGAUCGCGCCGAUAAUAUUCACGAUACAACCAAAAUUGUCUGUAUCCUUUCCGUAUCGAUUAUGCGCAUGCUACCCCAGGUGAGUUUCCAGGACGGCGAACGAUUCAAGCAAAAUCUUGCACGUUACAUCCACAUCUACGAAGAAUGGGAAUCAGACAAGCCCAAUCUCUUCCAUCGAGCUUGCAAUCUUUUUUAUGUUGUUGAGCAGAAAGAGCCCGAUUACCAGCAGGUCAUCCGACUGUUUCUGGAAGCCGGAGCAAAUCCCAACGCCAUCGACGCAGACGGCAACAUCCCCCUUCACUGUUUGCUGCCUAAAAACGAUUUUGAAUAUUGGCUCACGAAUCCCUGGGACAACCCGAAUGAAAAUGAUAUUCCAGUGAUUCGAUCAAAUUUUAUUGAAAGUGUUCGAGUUCUUUUGGAUGCUGGGAGCCACGUAGACCAAUCGAAUCGACGACGUGAAUCGGUCUUGGAACUUUUGAAGCGAAACAGAAAGAAGCAGCAAAGUUUCAAAGCGUCAUUCGAUUCGCGUCUUGAUGACGUGAUUCAUAGCGUUUUACCUCUAACUUGUUAUUGUGCUCAAUCAAUCCAGAAGAAUAAUAUCCCUGUUGAAAACUUACCACCCACUCUGCAGCUGUUUGUUCGAAAUCACUGAACUGCCGCGCCAAGACUUUCGUUUGUCAUUUUCGACUGAAGAUGGCUCUGCGCUGCUACGUCAUCUGCUCUACUGUUUAGCAUGCACGUUCAUUUCAAAACUCAUGUGGUUCUCGAAAAAGUGGAAAGUCUUGUUACGGUAUUUUCUUCGUUGAUGGAUUGCCUGUCAGUUUUAUUUAGAUUCCCUCAUUUGUUGAAAGUGUGCUUGUAUUACACAAAUUUGGAACAACA
This is a messenger RNA of Daphnia pulex (common water flea), 3239 nucleotides long. RefSeq lists its product as uncharacterized. The transcript has 3 exons. The record is from RefSeq and is a predicted model, not a curated record. NCBI's taxonomy places the organism in Eukaryota, Metazoa, Arthropoda, Branchiopoda, Diplostraca, Daphniidae. The coding region runs from base 1456 to 3009 and encodes 517 amino acids. Gene Ontology annotation, molecular function: protein binding.